Papaver somniferum (opium poppy) is the source of this 1454-nucleotide messenger RNA. RefSeq names its product PI-PLC X domain-containing protein At5g67130-like. Gene Ontology annotation, biological process: lipid metabolic process. The coding region runs from base 185 to 1318 and encodes 377 amino acids. The record is from RefSeq and is a predicted model, not a curated record. Lineage: Eukaryota; Viridiplantae; Streptophyta; Magnoliopsida; Ranunculales; Papaveraceae. The transcript is spliced from 8 exons. Gene Ontology annotation, molecular function: phosphoric diester hydrolase activity.
AAUCUCCUUCCUAAUUUUGUUUCAUACAUGUGGCACUAUUACUCCAUUACAAAAUGCUCAUUCAUGUACCUUAGUUUUCUCAGCCAAAAAUAAAUUCUCAUUCCGUUUUUUAUUCUUUUGUUCAACCUCAUUUCCCUUUUCUUGUCCUGAGUAAGAUUCUAUCCAUCUUUGAUUUUCCAAGAAAAUGGGGGUUUUUACAAACAUAUUGCGCAUAGCAAUUUCAGCUUUCUUCAUCAGUACCUUUGCUACUGCUUGUUCUAAUGGCCAGUGCAAGCUUCUCGAUGAAUGUUCGUCGGAUGGAGAUUGCGAGGCUGGACUGUAUUGCUUUUCCUGCGCAAUGGAAUUCUCUGGCUCGAGAUGCGUAAGAUCAACAGCUACAGAUCAAUUCAAGUUGCUAAAUAAUUCAUUACCUUACAAUAAAUACGCCUACUUGACAACGCAUAACGCUUUUGCGAUCGACGGUGAACCAUCACAUGCCGGAGUUCCCCGUAUUACCUUCAAUAAUCAAGAAGACACCAUCACACAACAGCUAAAUAAUGGGGUUAGAGCUUUGAUGUUGGAUACUUAUGAUUUCGAAGAUGAUAUAUGGUUGUGUCAUUCGGCAGAGGGGAAAUGUCAUCAUAUUACAGCAUUUGAACCAGCUCUGGACACGUUGAAGGAAAUUGAAGCAUUUUUAGCAGCAAAUCCAUCAGAAAUCGUUACAUUGAUAUUAGAGGAUUAUGUUAAAACCCCUAAUGGGUUGACAAAUGUAUUUACAGCUGCUGGUCUAAUGAAAUAUUGGUUCCCAGUAUCAAAAAUGCCUCGAAAUGGAAAUGAUUGGCCCUUAGUAAGUGAUAUGGUUGCAAAUAACCAGAGACUUGUUGUUUUCACUUCUCGAAAGUCUAAACAACAAAGUGAAGGAAUUGCUUAUCAAUGGGAUUACAUGGUUGAGAACCAGUAUGGGCAAGGAGGGAUGAAAGAGGGAGAAUGCCCUAACCGAGGCGAAUCAAGCCCACUUAAUGAUAAGACGAAAUCGUUAGUUUUGGUGAACUAUUUUGGUACAAUUCCUAUUAAGCAAGUAACUUGUGAACAAAACUCUGGGGAUCUCAUCAACAUGCUUAAAACAUGUUAUGCUGCAGCGGGUAAUCGUUGGGCUAACUUCGCGGCUGUCGACUUUUACAAGAGGAGUGGUGGAGGAGGAACAUUUCAAGUGGUCGAUACUCUGAAUGGAGAGCUUUUGUGUGGAUGUGAUGAUGUUCAUGCAUGCGUGGCAAUCUGGGUCAUCAGGAGCUUGCAAGCGUUCAUAAUGGGAAUGAUAUACAGUAUACACCAAGAUUAAUUUAUUUUUGUUUAUUCAUUGUCCACUGCACUGUCAGCUGAACUCGGAUAUGAUUUUUCUUUCUUUUUCCUCCUUCGAAGAGGCAUCUUAAAGUGGAGCUGAAUUAGAAUACAAAAAGUUUAAACAACUUAAAUAA